Molecule: messenger RNA, 1752 nt
Organism: Lotus japonicus
Lineage: Eukaryota; Viridiplantae; Streptophyta; Magnoliopsida; Fabales; Fabaceae
Product: receptor-like protein EIX2
Exons: 2
Coding region: 1099-1485 (128 amino acids)
Source: RefSeq, a predicted model, not a curated record
UUCUCAUCAAUCUACAUGUUAUUCCACGUUUAGAAAAGCUUACUGAAACUUAUCUUUUGACAUAAACGCUAAUGCAAGUGUUUGAGUGAACUUAUGAAAAUUAUGAUAUACCUAUAAAUUGUUUCGAACUUAUUUUAUAAGCUGCUUAGAUUAGCUUAUGAAUUGACACUUACAUCCACUUAUAAGCUGUUUUAGGCCUAUUGCAAUAAGUUUCUUAGAUUAGCUUAUGAAUAAUAUCUUAUAUGAAAAGAGCUUAGGCAAUAAACACUUAAUUAAGUUAUUUACCAAAACACAUAUCACUCGUGCUCAAAUUUCUAACAUUAAAUUCCCCAAAAAAAUUUAACCUCUAUACGUCAAUGUGCAUUUUUAUGUAAAGUAUAACUUUGUCUAUCCUGUAUCAAGAAAAAUCUGGCUGGCAAGUUAAAACAGCUUCCCUGCAAAUAAAUUUAGACCAUAAGGAGCAUAUUCCUAAUCACAUGUACUAUAUGUUAGUAGUCAUGGUGUUAUUUAGUUGAAAACUGCAUAAGUCAUUAAGCUCUUGCCUUCAUGUUCAUUACUGAGCAAUGAUAAAUUACUGCUCACUACAGAUCAGGUAAAGAUAAGUGAAAUUAUGGCAUUGCAUAAGUCAUUCAGCUCUUGCCUUCAUGUUCAUAAUACAUCUUUUAUCACUUAUGCUUGGGAAGAAACCCACAUUUACAUAGUGAAAUUAUGGUACUUUGAUCGGGUAAUGAUGAUCCACUUUGUAUGUGAGAUAUUUUAAAGCAAUAUAUGAAAACAUGUUUUUGUUGGUUAGCAUGUUCAAAUGAAUUUUUUCACAGUUUGGUUUCGCUACCAUAGUGAGAUGAAUGUAGGUUUGGAGUUAAGAAUGACAAGUGCAGUACUUGCUACAAUUUUUUUUUUAAAAAAGUGAUCCUCAAUGCAAGUUAGUCUUUUAUCUUUACUGUGCUUUACUGCAGGUCCUCUCUUAGAAUCUUGAACCUUUGUGGAGAAAUUACUUCAAAGAUUGGAAGGUUAACAUCACUUGAGUUUCUUGACUUGUCUAGGAACCAUUUCUUUGGUUCAAUUCCACCUACUCUUGCUCAAAUUGAUCGCCUCGCCAUGUUAGACCUGUCCUAUAACAACCUGUGUGGAAGAAUCCCACUUGGAACACAGUUACAGAGUUUUGAUGCCUCAAGUUAUGAAGGAAAUGCUGAUCUUUGUGGGAAGCCACUUGAUAAAAAGUGUCCAGGAGAUGAAGAAGCACCCCAAGAACCAAAAUCACAUAAAGAAACUAGUCCAGAAGAUAAUAAAUCAAUUUAUUUGAGUGUGGCAUGGGGAUUUAUCACAGGAUUUUGGAGCCUAUGGGGUUCCUUGCUACUCAGUGAUACUUGGAGACAUACAUACAUGUUGUUCUUGAACAACAUAAUAGACACAGUUUAUGUUUUUACAGCAGUGAGUGCAGCUAAGUUUCAAAGGUGGCUCAAAGGCUUGAUGGAAAAGUAUUAAGUAUGUAUAGCUUAAAAGCAUCUCCUGAGCUGAGGUUGAACCAUUUGCAACUAAACUAUGUUCAAGAAAGAUACCAGAAAAGAUUGCAGCUCUGAUCAGACAAAUAUAAAUGAAUUCAGAGUUCUAUUUAUCAAUGGUUUAGAUUAUCAAAUGUUGAAGUUUAUGUGGUGGACACUCUCUAUUCUGUUAUUGAGAAAAUUGUGUUCUUUUUUAUGAAAUUAUGGAAUAUCAUUAUAAGAUGCUCCUCUUCAUGUUGCCUAGUUAUAA